Molecule: messenger RNA, 1886 nt
Organism: Ciona intestinalis (vase tunicate)
Lineage: Eukaryota; Metazoa; Chordata; Ascidiacea; Phlebobranchia; Cionidae
Product: ATP synthase subunit beta, mitochondrial
Biological process (GO): proton motive force-driven mitochondrial ATP synthesis; proton transmembrane transport
Cellular component (GO): proton-transporting ATP synthase complex
Molecular function (GO): proton-transporting ATP synthase activity, rotational mechanism; ATP hydrolysis activity; ATP binding
Source: RefSeq, a predicted model, not a curated record
AGAACGUUUCAACGAAUUCAAGUUGAGGUUAUUUAUAAUCAGUUCGUUUUUGUUCAGUUAUUAACAACUAGUUCUUACAUUUUAUAGCAGGUACGGGUAUAAGUGGUUGCCCUUUCAAACAGGACCCGUUAUAUCCCUUGAUUUGGCAAUAUGUUGAACACGGCAAGGAGUUGUUUGAAGGCUUUCCAAUCGGCCUCUCCAUUGGUGAACAAUGGCGCACGAUCCGCAACAAAUCUGAUCAAUCGCGAUUACAGUGCGAAAGCUGCGGCCAAAGAAACUGCAGCACCUGGUGUAUUGAAGGGAGAGGUAGUGGCCGUCAUUGGGCCAGUAGUGGACGUUCAUUUUGAGGAGGGAAGACCAAGGAUCCUCAAUGCCCUUGAAGUUGAAGGAAGAGACACCAGACUUGUGCUGGAAGUUGCACAGCAUCUUGGUCAAAACACCGUCCGAACCAUCGCUAUGGAUUCCACUGAGAGAUUGGUGAGAGGUCAAAAGGUCGUGGAUGUUGGUGGACCAAUCAGAGUCCCGGUUGGUCCAGGAACCCUCGGUAGAAUCAUCAAUGUUAUUGGGGAGCCUAUUGAUGAACGUGGACCAGUGGAUACUGAACACUUUGCCGGCAUCCACGCGCCACCCCCAGACCUGAUUGAUACUGGUGGUGCUCAAGAGAUUCUUGAAACUGGAAUCAAGGUUGUGGAUCUCCUUGCUCCCUAUGCAAAGGGAGGAAAGAUUGGUUUGUUUGGUGGUGCUGGUGUCGGCAAGACUGUCUUCAUCAUGGAACUUAUCAACAAUGUAGCGAAAGCUCAUGGUGGUUACUCUGUGUUUGCUGGUGUUGGUGAACGAACAAGAGAAGGGAAUGAUCUUUACCAUGAGAUGAUUGAUUCCGGUGUCAUCUCACUCACUGAUAAAACAUCAAAGGUAGCACUUGUAUACGGACAAAUGAACGAACCACCGGGUGCACGUGCACGAGUCGCACUCACUGGUUUAACUGUUGCUGAAUAUUUCCGUGAUAUGGAGGGACAAGACGUGCUUCUGUUUAUUGACAACAUUUUCAGGUUCACCCAAGCUGGUUCUGAGGUAUCUGCUUUGCUUGGUCGUAUCCCAUCAGCUGUCGGUUACCAACCCACCCUGGCUACUGACAUGGGUACCAUGCAGGAGAGAAUCACAACCACCAAGAAAGGAUCCAUCACAUCUGUACAGGCCAUCUACGUACCUGCUGACGAUUUGACUGAUCCAAGUCCAGCCACCACUUUCUCUCACUUGGAUGCAACAACCGUGUUGUCCCGUCAAGUAUCAGAACUUGGUUUCUACCCCGCUGUGGACCCACUUGAAUCAUCCUCUCGUAUCAUGGACCCCAACAUUGUUGGUAUUGAACAUUAUGAUUGCGCAAGGAGGGUGAAGAAGAUUUUACAGGAUCACAAGUCACUCCAGGACAUCAUUGCUAUCCUUGGUAUGGGUGAAUUAUCACAGGAAGAGAAACUUACAGUGACCCGGGCUCGCAAGAUCCAACGUUUCUUGUCACAACCUUUCCAAGUGGCUGAAACCUUCACUGGUACCCCAGGCAAGUUGGUGUCUUUGAAAGAUACAAUGAUUGGAUUCAACAGGAUUCUUGAAGGUGAACUCGACCAUUUACCUGAGGGAGCUUUCUACAUGGUUGGUGACAUUCAAGAAGUUCUUACUAAAGCUGACCAAAUUGCUGCAGAUAUGGCUGAAGAUUAAAGAAACUUUUUAUUUAUAUUUGUUCCGUGUUUCUGGAAGGUGCCACCAAAAUUCCACAUCUCCUGUCGUGCCAUUUCUAUUUCAAGUUCAACACGUUUGGAAACCAAUAGUUUCAUUUUAAUUUGAAAAGUCUUAUAUCUUGUGAAAUAAAAAGAGUUCCUUCGGAUAUGAAA